Arthroderma uncinatum is the source of this 696-nucleotide messenger RNA. RefSeq lists its product as uncharacterized. The record is from RefSeq and is a predicted model, not a curated record. The coding region runs from base 1 to 696 and encodes 231 amino acids. NCBI's taxonomy places the organism in Eukaryota, Fungi, Ascomycota, Eurotiomycetes, Onygenales, Arthrodermataceae. The transcript is spliced from 2 exons.
AUGGCUCCUGUACACCACAACAUUGGCUUCCUGGCGUAUAACUGGUAUACACAAGUCCAAUGGUACCAGGCGGUUCGUGCGAAACAGCUACAUGCACUUGCCCUGUUACCGGUUCACUUCAAUUUGAUCUAUGCCGUGACGUACCUGGGCGGCGUUUCCUCCGGCAACAUUGUGAUGGCUACCAUCCUCGGGUUGGGCUCAGCGGGAGUUAUGAUCCUAAAUACUGUUUCUGCUUGGAUCAGCUGGAAUACAAACCUACGAGAGGGCUUUGGGGAAUACCAGUUCUUCUUCUUUGGAUGGCGAACCCUAACCCGUGGUUGGCAUAUAUUCUUCCUCCUAUGGCAGAUCAGUGAUUCAAUGAUCGCGUUGUCCUUCCUUAUAAUCGCCGGCCGUCUAAGUUAUGCCGCGCUGAAUUAUCGUGAGGACCCGGAGAAGAAACAGCCGUGGUAUCUCAAUAAAUACAUUCAGAUUCCGCUCGGAGCCGCCGUUGUUAUGCUAUUCUUUGGCUGGGUGCUCAUCCUGUGGACGGAACUUAUCGUGGCUCGGAACCACAUCGAGUCGGACACAGAUAUGGUCGCUGUAUACCUCUUCAUUGCGCAAGUCGUACCCAUGCUAUUGCCCAAAGCUUCGACUAUCUUUGGAUGUUUGCCUGGUGUAUUCAAGCGCUCUUCAAAAUCCGCAGAACCUCCAAAAUAG